This is a messenger RNA of Macrobrachium nipponense, 2018 nucleotides long. Its product is annotated as mucin-2-like. NCBI's taxonomy places the organism in Eukaryota, Metazoa, Arthropoda, Malacostraca, Decapoda, Palaemonidae. The coding region runs from base 1 to 1665 and encodes 554 amino acids. The record is from RefSeq and is a predicted model, not a curated record. The transcript is spliced from 4 exons.
AUGCAGGACCAACAACCACCCCUCCAGCAGGACAGCCACCCACAACUACCCCUGCAGGACCAACCACCACUCCAGCAGGACAGCCACCCACAACUACCCCUGCAGGACCAACUACCACUCCAGCAGGACAGCCACCCACAACUACCCCUUCCAGACCCAACCCCAACUCCAGCAGGACAGCCACCCACAACCACCCCUGCAGGACCAACAACCACUCCAGCAGGACAGCCACCCACAACUACCCCUGCAGGACCAACCACCACUCCAGCAGGACAGCCACCCACAACUACCCCUGCAGGAACCCCUAACCAACCCACUCCAGCAGGACAGCCACCGCAUCAACUACCCCUGGCAAAGGACCUACCCAACAACUCCAGCAGACAGCCACCAUCUAACCCUACCCUUCAGGACCUAACUACCACUCCAUCCAUGCAAGGACAACCACCCACAACUACCCCUGCAGGACUAACCACCACUCCAGCAGGACAGCCACCCACAACUACCCCCUGCAGACCAACCACCAUCCCGCCAGGACAGCACCCACAAACUACCCCUGCAGGACCAACAACGACUCCAGCAGGACAGCCACCCACAACUACCCCUGCAGGACCAACCACCACUCCAGCAGGACAGCCACCCACAACUACCCAUGCAGGACCAACCACCACUCCAACAGGACAGCCACCCACAACUACCCAUGCAGGACCAACCACCACUCCAGCAGGACAGCCACCCACAACUCCCCCUGCAGGACCAACCACCACUCCAGCAGGACAGCCACCCACAACUACCCCUGCAGGACCAACCACCACUCCAGCAGGACAGCCACCCACAACUACCCCUGCAGGACCUACAACAACUCCAGCAGGACAGCCACCCACAACUACCCCUGCAGGACCAACAACGGUUGCUCACACGACCACUAGAGCUCCUACGACCACUAUAGCUCCCACUACUAUAAGAGCCCCUGUGACCACUAUAGCUCCCCCAACCACUAAAGCUCCUGAAGCUCCAACAACAGCGAGCUCAAUUGAUGAACUAGUUGCAAAGAAGGCUGAAUUAGAGCGACAGAAGCAGGAGAAACUCAGCCGGUUACAGUUGCUCCUGAGGGCCAUCCAGAUGAGCAAAAGACUGCACGCCCUAGCAUUGCUCAUGAAGAAUGGCAGAAGACACAAGAGGGACACUCAUCCCGAGUUUCAAAUUCACACCAACGACUCUGCUGAUUUCCUGAAGCUGGAACCUUACUGCAACAUGAACGGAAAUAACUCUCUGAGUGGUCAUCCGGACAAGGUCGCCGCUAUCCUGCUGAGGGAUGUGAACGACACCCUUGAAUACGGGUCCCUCGAGAGCCUCGCGUGCAUGAUCAAUCUCCUGGCAGAAUUCACGCAUUUAGCCGAGGGACUGGGCUACGACCUGAGCCAAAACAACGUGGCCGCCCUGGCUCGCAUGGCGAACGAAACUGCCACUGUGCUGGUGUACGGCCUGAACUCCUCUGUCAGCGAACUGGAACAGGAAUCCCAAGGCAUCGACGAAAACAUCAAGGAGAUCGCCCAAGUGACGGAUAUCCCGCCGUUCUGGAAGAUACCCAGGAGGCGUAUCGUCAUCCAGGUGAUCCAGCGGGUGAACCUGGGUGAUGGUCAACGACAGUGGAGGACAAUCCGUUGAUUGGUCGGAUGACAGAGGAGAAGAAGAAGAAGGAGAAAUUCAAAUCGUAAAAAAUAAUGUGACACGUUGUAACGUUUUCAAGCGUAUUUACUGUAACAACGUAUCAAAUGUAUUUAAUGAUGUAUUUACCAUGUCUUUAACAAAUCAAAAAGCAUUUUCUUGCUUCAAUGAAAACAAAUCAGUAAUUUUGAAGGAGCCGAUUGGGAAAAAAAUAUGAACUUUAGUGAACAUAUAUGACAUGUGAAUAUAUAGAUAUACAUAUAUAUUUAUUACUAUAAGAUGUCUUAUGCCAUCAUCUUCAUUUUGGAAAAUGUAUAUGAUGCCAUUAUAUUUAUAAAUGAUUUUGCCAUCGA